AUGGUGAAGGAAUUAGGGUUUGAACAGAUUGCCAUUCCCUUGGUAGCGGAUUGUGAAGAGUGUCCGCGCAGCAGCAUAUUCGCUACAAAAGGGUGCCUAUCAGCGGAUAAUUUGCUCAUUAUCUUUCCCAGCGCAUCGACCAUGCCUGGGAUUUGGAGCCGUAGUUUGUGCAUCGAGAAGGGCCUCCAAGCAGGUAUAAUCCCGCAUUUUUCUCCAGUAUUAGGCACGAUGCUUCCAUUUUUUGUCAAGGCGCUAAGUCUUGGCCUCGGCGUGAUUGUUCUGAAUCCCAACGUGAAUAGCGUGCGAAUCGCUACAUCCAACGGGGGCUUCACCAAACAUUCCAUCCCUCACAACGAAACUCCCGACAUGCACGUUCUAUACGUCUGGGACCGCAUCGUCUCGCAAGCCUCCGCAUCGAACAUCUUCAUUCUAGCCUACAACCAAGGCGGGAUCCAAGCGAAGAACCUCCUCCAGUCGCGCGAAUCGGAGGUUCUCCGCCGCCUGCGCGCGAUCGCCCUCACGGAGUCCUCGCACUCGCUGCAGUCGGAGCUGAACUUCGGUCUGGGCAGCGGCGACAGUCGCUCCAUCCGCCAAUUUCUCGAGCAGCACGCCAUCAACUGGGUCGCCUCCUCCCUCCCCGCGGGGCAGCGUCUCCAGGUGUGCCUCCUCCAAGUGCUCGGCUGUCUGUGCAUUUCCGCGGGAAUGGGGGACACCUCGAACCGCGCGCUAACGAACUUGUUAGCGCUGGAGUGCAUCUUCUUCUUCUUCCAGGUCUCCUGCCCCCCCGCGAAGCACGUUUCCCGCGCUCCCGACGGGCUCCCGCGCCCCGCGCCCUCCGUCGCCUUCUGGGAGCACCUGGUCAAGUCGCUGGGGAUCCCCGCGGUUCCCUCGCAGCCGUCGGAAGAGCCGAGCGCGCUGCAGGAAAUCCCGGUGACGGAUCUGAAGCCGGCGACGGACUGGAUCCCGGACAGCGACGUGAGCGAGUGCCAGACGUGCAUGAAGUCGUUCUCGUUCCUGGUGCGGAAGCAUCACUGCCGGCUCUGCGGCCGCGUGGUGUGCGGCGAGUGCAGUCGCUACCGCAUGGUGCUGGAGCGGACCAACAAGCCGGUGCGCGUGUGCAGGACGUGCUAUUUUGGGCAUAUGAACGACGGGGGCACGCGGAUGGUGACGGCGGCGCAGGUGUCGACGCCGCUGUCGAAGGACGACUUCCAGCUGCUGAAGGUGAUCGGGAAGGGGUCGUUCGGGAAGGUGCUGCUGGUGCGGAGCAAGCGCGACCACAAGGUGUACGCGCUGAAGAUUUUGAUGAAGUCGCGCGUGCUGGCGCGGAAGCAGGUGGAGCACACGCGCAGCGAGCGGAAAAUUUUGGAGGAGAUCGACCACCCGUUCCUCUGCCGGCUGGAGUUCGCGUUCCAGACGGAGGGCAAGCUGUACAUCGGGAUGGAGUUCCUCGCCGGAGGGCCGCUCUUCUACCAUCUCCAGCAGUGCCAUCACUUCCCGGAGGACCGCGCGCGAUUCUACGUGGCGGAAGUGAUCGUGGGAAUCGGGCAUCUGCACGAGCACAACAUUUUAUACCGCGACAUGAAGCCCGAAAACAUCCUCCUCGACCGCGAGGGACACAUCGUCAUCACCGACUUCGGACUCUCCAAGCUCAUCGGCGACGCGGAGGGCAAGGCCCAGACCAUCUGCGGAACGCCCGAGUACGUCGCGCCGGAAGUUCUCGCGGGACGGCCGUACGGACGCGCGGUGGAUUGGUGGUCGGUGGGCACGCUGCUCUACGAGAUGAUCGCGGGGCUGCCGCCCUUCUACGACAAGAACCGAAAGAACAUGUUCAACAACAUUCUCAACGCGAAACUGCAGUUCUCGAAUCUGUUCUCCCCAGCCGCGCAGAAUCUGAUUUCCAGACUACUCGUGCGCGAUCCCGCGCUGCGGCUUGGCUCGGGGGCGCAGGACGCGGAGGAGGUGAAGUGCCAUCCGUUUUUCGCGGGGAUUGACUGGAAAGCGCUGGAGAGGAAGCAAAUCCCGCCGCCGUGGAAGCCCAGUUUGCUGAGCGAGACCGACACGUCGUAUUUUAACAAGAAAUAUACAUAUGCGGAUAUUGACGAGGCGACGCCGCCGGUAGGGGAUGGAGAGGGGUUUGAUGUAGAAUGA
Messenger RNA from Blastocystis hominis, 2148 nucleotides. RefSeq lists its product as hypothetical. Gene Ontology annotation, molecular function: protein serine/threonine kinase activity; metal ion binding; ATP binding. The transcript has 6 exons. Gene Ontology annotation, biological process: protein phosphorylation. NCBI's taxonomy places the organism in Eukaryota, Bigyra, Opalinata, Blastocystidae. The record is from RefSeq and is a predicted model, not a curated record. The coding region runs from base 1 to 2148 and encodes 715 amino acids.